AUGCAGCUCUCUCGCCUUGCAAUGCACCGGAACAUACUUCUUUUUGCUCUUGUAGCGCUCUUACGCCUGGUGUCCGCUCACCAAGCCUUGGGCACCAAUGCUGACCUAUCUGCACCAGUUUUCGAAUUGACGGACCCUAAUCUGCACAUCAAGAAUGAAACGGAUGUUGCCAUCGUCGUGAUGGGAGCGACAGGAAGCGGAAAGACCACAUUCAUCAACUUGGCCAGCGGCUCAAACUUUCGCGUCGGAGGUGGUCUCAAGUCGACCACCAACAUGAUACAAGUGGCGGAGCCCUUCAUUAUGGAUGGACGGAAGGUGACGCUGAUCGACACCCCGGGAUUCGACGACACCACAAAGAGUGACACCGAUAUCCUUCGCGUGAUCGGCCUGUUUCUCGCUACGACCUACCGAGGUGGCAAGAAAUUAGCCGGGGUGAUCUACGUCCAUCGCAUCUCCGACUUCAAGAUGGGCGGCAUCUCCACUCGGAACUUCCGGAUGUUCCGAGAACUCUGUGGCGACUCGACGCUCAAGAACGUCGUCAUCGUCACUAACAUGUGGGACCACGUCAGCGCGGACGUCGGCGAGGCGCGCGAAGCCGAGUUGGCCAGAGAGGAUUUCCUCUUCCGACCCGUCCUUGAGAAAGGCGCGCAGAUGGUGCGCCAUGAGAACACGCGCGAGUCGGCGCACAACAUCCUCCGCCGCAUCAUCCAGAACCACCCUCUCUCGCUUCAGAUCCAGCGUGAACUGGUCGACGAGAAUAAGGAUAUCUCGCAGACCGCUGCUGGGGCGGAACUCAACAAAGAGCUGAUGCUGCAGAUGGAAAAGCACAAGAAAGAGAUGAAGCAGCUUCAGAAGGACAUGGAAGCCGCAAUCCGAUCGAAAGACGAGGAGACGAAACGGGAGCUUGAGAUCGCAGCGAAGAAGCUUCAGGAUGAGAUGAAUCGAAUUCAAGCAGAUGCGCAAAAGCUCGCCUCAAAAUACGAGAAGGAGAAGGCGGAUAUGGAGGACCGCAUGAAGCAAUUUGCUGACCAGUCCCGUCGUGACGCCGGAGAGGCAGCUAGGAAUCACGAACGACAAAUGCAGGCCUUGCGGGACCAGAUAAGGCCCAUGGAGGACGAUGAUGACGACGAUUUCUUCCCAACCUUGUUCAAAUUAGCUACCAGAGUCAUCCUAGGAGGACUUUUGUGA
Molecule: messenger RNA, 1188 nt
Organism: Cyclocybe aegerita
Lineage: Eukaryota; Fungi; Basidiomycota; Agaricomycetes; Agaricales; Hemipholiotaceae
Source: the annotation of a GenBank genome assembly